Messenger RNA from Cladocopium goreaui, 3627 nucleotides. The record is from the annotation of a GenBank genome assembly. Lineage: Eukaryota; Dinophyceae; Suessiales; Symbiodiniaceae.
AUGGGCGACGACCUCGUCACAGCGACCUCUGUGGAUCUGUUGAGCGGUGGAGCGACCCUUCCAUGGAAGGUCCAUCCUGGCGUCGAGAGGAUUUAUGACAAAGCUUUGAAGAGCUACGUUUAUCAAUUGCCAGCGAACGGCAGUCAGGCAGUGAUGCAAUUGCCACACGAUGGCAAAGACCUUGGGAUCGUUCAACCAUUCUUGGUCUUCCAGCUUUUCCUUCCUCAGAACUACCGAGCCUGUCUUCUGGAAGUAGCCAUUACAGACACCACCUCGGCGCGGCGCUGGUUGCUCCUUGGCGCCUCCACGGAGGAGGCACAUACCACGAUGCGAUUUGCGAGACUUCCCCUACUUGGCCUUCCCAGAGGGAUGUGGUUCAACCUUUGUGUGGACCUGCAGUCAUUAGUCGACGGAGCCUUCGGGCAGGAGGUCAAGUCAGUGGAUGGCAUUGUGAUCCAUCCGGAAUGUAGGCUUCGGAAGAUCUUCACACUUCGAAGUUUGCCCAACACAGCAGAGGUCUUGGAUGGCCAUAUGAUCAAGGUGGAUCUGUCAGGACUUCCUUCCGCCAAAGAUCGUCUCGAUCAGAGCGAGGAACGGAGAGUUAGCUUGCCGCAUCUUCCAGACUAUGCAGGAAUUGAUACAAUGUUCGUUAUGAAUGCAGACCGGGUGCCCAACCUUGAGAAAGCGGAGGCUCCAGCUGCCCCUCGCGCUCAUCCUUUGCAACGGCGACCUGCAUUGCAACCCUUGCAGCCUGCGGAGUCUCUAUCACCACCUCGGUCACCAGUGAAGAACGACACGCGCAAUGAGGAGAUGCCCAAGCGACAUGAUGAUCUUCCUGGCAUCGCCGAGCGAAAGUCAUCCAAGUUGACAAGCAGUACAAAGACAUCAAAGACUCAGAAGGUUCCUGCCAUCACAGUGGCAGGAUCUGCAGGUGCCUGUUAUGGCCACCGACCCCUUUCCAAGCAGAAGUUUGGAAGUGGAUACAACCAGCUCCCAGACCGUACCGUGAAGGUGAAAGAGCCCAAGGGCCUGCGCACUGCGCGAGGCAACAAGGAGCGCUUGCCCCAGACCAGGAAGUUGCGUCCCUUGCCACUGGAGAUGAAGGAAGACGGAACUUGCCAAGGCAUCCAAGGUGCAUCACAGCCCUCCAGUUCCGGUAGUGAGACCUUGGGGUCCAGCAGGCGGGAAAGGAAGACAUCAAAAGGAAGAGCCACUGAAGAGGAGCAUGGCGACUCAGUGACCCCCUCGCCGACAGCAGCCAAGCGGCGAGCACAGAGGAAGCUGCACAAGACAGCAGAGAUCUAUGGCGCACCUGACGCUGUGGGGCACACCUUAAGGUUGCCACAUGCAUUGCCUCGUUUCGAGCGAGCGGAGGUGAAUGCUGGACGUUCCGACACGCAAGUGCCACUGCCGACCCCCAGUUCUCUGGAUCCGUUGGUAAAGACCGCUGCAUUGGCCGACAUUCAGCUCAAGCCGCUUAAUGUUAUCUCAAAGGUGAAUGCUGUACGUUGCGACACACAGGCUUCACCGCCGAAGAAAGAGAAUUCCCUGGAUCCUUUGGUUAAGACUGCUGCAUUGGCUGAUAUUCAGCUCAAGCCUCUUAAUGAUAUCUCAAAGGUGAAUGCUUGUCGUUCAGACAACCAGGCUUCACUGCCAAAUGCUUCAAAUUCCUUCGAUCCUUUGGUCAAGCCUACCUUGGCCGACGUCCCGCCUAAGCCAACCUUUGAUUGGUCAAAGGUGCUUCAGUUCGCCAUGGUGACGGCCCCUCAUUUGCUUCCCUCUUUCGUGCAGGCCAAGUCGGUCCAUGCCUUGCAACGUGCCAUGGAUCCCGCCUCAUCUGGCGCAGCGCCAAAGCGCAGUUCUAAGCGAAAGUUGAAGGUUAAGGGACAAAAGUUGCAGGACGGGGUGCCUCCAGCGGAGCCCCCUUACCCAAAGAAGCGGAAGGCGACAAAGUCGACGAAGGCGACGAAGUCAGACGCGAAGUCUGUGGAGGUCUCCGCCAAGGCCUAUAGGGCCAAGCAUGCCAUCGUGGUGCAGAAGAGCUGCCUGGCUCCCCUGGCCACAUUCCAGCAAGCGAGAAGCAGCCUGGGUGAUGAUUUGGUGAAAGCCAUGGAAGAACAAGGAUAUACAGCUCCAACUCCCAUCCAGGCGCAAGCAUGGCCCAUAGCACUGCGUGGCCAUGAUUUGGUGGCCGUGGCCAAGACUGGCAGUGGAAAGACGAAUGGCUAUUUGCUUCCUGCUAUGGCUCUCAUUGCCAAGAGGGGCCCCUGCAAGAGCCAUGGGAAACACAAAACUGGACUUGAUGAACGACCCCCCGCACAGCCCAGCAGCUUGGUUAUGGCGCCCACCCGCGAGCUGGUUCAGCAGAUUGCCGUCGAAGCCAAGAAAUUGGCGCCCGUGGUCUCUGCGCGAGUGCUGGGCAUCUUUGGAGGUGUGGGAAAAGGACCGCAGGUGUCAGCUUUGAAGGCCGGAGUGGAUUUGCUGUGUGCUACCCCCGGGCGCCUUCGUGAUUUUAUGACUGGAGACAAGACGAAGGCACCUGUGUGCCUUGUCGACUCCGUGAGCUACUUGGUCAUGGAUGAGGCCGAUCGCAUGUUGGACAUGGGCUUUGAACCCGAGAUUCGCCAAAUCAUCGCCAACUGCCCAGCAUCAGGUGCUGCUCAGGAGGUCUUGUCUGGUGAGGCACGACAGACCCUGUUCUUCACGGCCACAUGGCCACCAGAAGUGCAGCGAAGUGCGCUACACUUCACACAUCAGGCAGUGAAGAUUCAGGUAGGAGGAGCUUCCAAAGAGACCUCUGCUGGGCUGGCCACUAACAGCAACAUCAAGCAGAUGGUGCGAGUGGUGAAGCACGACGACAAGAUCAUUGCUUUGAAGAAAGUCAUUGUUUCUGACCUGAAACCUGGAGAAACGGCCAUCGUCUUCGCAGGCCGAAAGCAGACGUGUGACGCCUUGGAGAAGGAGCUCACCUGGGAUCCCAUGAAGGCUGAAGCACCCAUUUGCGCCUGGUGUCGAGCCCUGCAUGGCGACAAGGAGCAGCAGGAUCGUCAGAAAGCCCUAGCAGCUUUUCGUGCGAUCACCGAAAACCCAAGAAAAGGACAGAAAGGUGUGUUGAUUGCCACGGAUGUUGCCUCCCGUGGACUUGAUAUUCCUGGAGUUGCGCUGGUGGUUAUCUUUGACUAUGCGGAAUCUUCGACGGCCAAGGAAGCGGCCGAGAGCUACGUGCACCGCAUCGGGCGGACAGGCCGUGCUGGCAAGGAGGGGCGAGCUAUCACCUUCUUCUGCCCAGAGAAGGACGUGGGUGCGGAACGCCUGUGCCAACUUCUACGAGCUGCCGGUCAGGAGGUGCCUCAGAAAUUGGAGGAACUCGUGUCGGAAGCGUCUCGUGUUGAGGAUGCCAGAAGAUCCAAAGAGAUCAAAGGCAAAGGCAAAGGGAAAGAAGCAAAAGGCCGUGGCAAGGCGAAGCUCAAGGGCAAAGGCAAAGGUUCUCCUGCGGAGACGGGCACCACGGAAGGAUGCAGGGCACGAAGGAGACUUUCUGACAAGAGAGGUGAACUGGAUCCACUAAGUGGAUUUGGUGAUCAGCCACGGGCAUCGCAACUGAGUACCAUCGUACCGAUUCAGUAG